Exophiala spinifera is the source of this 978-nucleotide messenger RNA. RefSeq lists its product as uncharacterized. NCBI's taxonomy places the organism in Eukaryota, Fungi, Ascomycota, Eurotiomycetes, Chaetothyriales, Herpotrichiellaceae. Bases 1 to 978 code for a protein of 325 amino acids. Gene Ontology annotation, molecular function: FMN adenylyltransferase activity. The record is from RefSeq and is a predicted model, not a curated record. Gene Ontology annotation, biological process: FAD biosynthetic process. The transcript has 2 exons.
AUGAGCAAUGCAUCGCUGCCACCCAACGCCCCCAUGAUGAACGGUUCCCUUACCUCUAACCAUGGAGAAGCCGAUGCCUCGUCGAGCCUCGAAAACGUCUGCGCCCGACUCUGCUCCCAAGUCGACUCGUUUCUCGCUGCGCCUACCUCUGACGAUGUCACAAAACGGACACAAGAGCAGACAAGGAUUGCACUGGGCGUGAUAGAAAAGGCGCUGCAAGACUACGAUAGAUUUGAAGCGUUAUCGCUUUCCUACAAUGGAGGAAAAGAUUGUUUGGUGCUUUUAAUAUUAUAUCUCGCCGUCCUGCACAGGCACUUUACGCGUCUGAAGAACAAAAGUCCACAAUCAUUCAAUUUUCCUACGUCAAUCCCCUCUAUAUACGCCAAACCACCUGAUCCAUUCCCCGCCGUAUCCGAGUUUGUCGAGUACUCCUCACGCUUGUAUCACCUCGAUCUAGCGCACAUAUCGACAAAUCCUGGUCCGUCCAAAAAAGAGCGGUCGCACUCGAAUCCGACUAUUACGAAACCUUUCCCACGUGUUGAACCGGAGAGCGGCACGGAGAAAACACCAGAACCUAUAGUGUCGUUCCGGGACGCCUUUGCCCUGUAUCUAUCCUCUCAUCCUUCUGUAAAAGCGAUUUUCGUGGGCACACGUCGAACAGACCCUCAUGGGGCUCACCUCACUCAUUUCGAUCCCACCGACCACAACUGGCCGGCCUUUAUGCGAAUUCAUCCGGUGAUAGACUGGCAUUUAUCGGAAAUAUGGUGUUUCUUGCGCUCGCCUCAUCUAAAAGACCUAGAAUCGGGCGGGCCACUCAGAUAUUGUUCGAUGUAUGACGAGGGCUACACAAGCCUCGGUGGCAUCAAUGACACCGUAAAGAACCCAAAGCUGAAGAGGCGCGAUGGGGAUGGUAACGAAUAUUAUCGGCCAGCAUUUGAGAUGACACAAGACGACGGAGAGAGGCUGGGAAGGGAAUGA